AUGCCCGCAUGCUGGUUGAGACGGUGUUUAUUGUGCUGCAUGUUCACUGCCUGUCAGUGUUCGGCCAACGUGCCAACGCGCCAUUACUUCAAGCAUUAUGACGGCCGCCAUCCUAUAUCAUACGGAGUUCAACUACCCAUGGGGCGAGCACCGUUUGCAUUUGCAGUGGCCAACUCCGAGGAUUUGACAAGUUAUUUGCUACGCGACUCGACUGGGCCAUUCAUGACUGGCCAAGCCGCAAGCUCGAGUUUGCAAGAGCUUUGGGGAUUUGAGGAAGACAGCAUUAACGAGCAGGACGAGAGCAUAUUGAAGGCGGAUUGGUAUGCUAGCAGCUUUUGGGGAGCUGAAAGUGUUCGAGUGUUUGUGCCCCGUACAGAUGAUUUUUUGCUUGCUCACGCAGCCCCGCUUCGAAUCCAAGCUUUCUUGGACGCUUUCCGGCAAGCCUCAUCCGCUUGCUGGGAGCGCCUUGUCGAAGCAUUAUCUGUACUUGAGAAGGAGGCAUCCGAAGACUCGGAGUUGCAUGAAAGUGUUAGUGUUUUCCGCCGUUGCUUGUUGGACAAAGUGCAGUUUGCCGGUGUGGAGGCACAAAUUUGGCAAGGUGGAGAUUUAACCAUGGACUCCCACACCGAUGGUGCGACGGCGCUGUUGCAUUUGGGGGUCACCCUCGGGGGAGCUCGCACCCUGCGGGUCAGCCAUUUUCGCGAGAGACACUCGCAAUACAGACCACAAGAAAGUCGCCGAAGAGGCAGGCGCUCUGGUGACGAAAUCAGCGUAUGGAACCCUCAAGCUUAUGACAGGGAAGAGCUGUGGGACAUUGAACAGACCAAAGGAUGCUUCUACCUCACAUCUCCUUUUUGCUUUGAGCACGGUGUGAAGUAUGAGAAGCACGAGUCAAGUCCAACUUUUGCCUUGCAGUGUCGUUUUGUUUUUGCAAACCUCUCUGCGGCAAAGCUCGUGAACGGCCAGCGGACGAACGCCAUGCGAGAGGUGGCCAACGUCAUCGCACACUCCCUUGCCGAAUCCAUCAACGCUUGCGAGCUCCAGCUCCCCACAGUCCAAGAGGUGUGCGCAGCGGCUGCACAAAUUUCUGUUGCCAAUCAGCUCCGCAAAGCCCGGAGCGCGUACACCCAGCGGCAUUUCCGUGCGAAGAAACGGAAAUCCAGCCAGGUGCGGGGCGGUGCCUGGGGUGCCAGUGCAGUGAGCGCAGCGAUGCUUGGCACUUGGCAUUUUAGCAAGCUUGGCACUCGCUUCGGAUUUCCUUCCCGCAGCGCUGGAAGAGCAAAAAAGGCUGUGCGUCCAGUGGUUACAACCAGCCGAGUCAGCAGAGAAUGCCCUUGCAGAGGGUUCGGGUUAGGUGGAGGAGGACGAAGAGGAAGAUGA
This is a messenger RNA of Symbiodinium necroappetens, 1380 nucleotides long. The record is from the annotation of a GenBank genome assembly. Lineage: Eukaryota; Dinophyceae; Suessiales; Symbiodiniaceae.